AUGGAAAACAUGGAUGAGCAUGACAGUGACGCUAAUAUGCCAUUAGGGAUAGAUUCUGAUGGAGCUGCUGCCUCCAGAUUCAGGAAGAAGAGGUCUAAGGUGUGGGAAGAGUACAAGCCUAUAUAUAUAAACGGAGUGAUCCAGAGUGCGGAAUGCCACUACUGCCAUACUCUCAUGAGCUGCAAAGGUGCUGAUGGACGUUCCAACGGAACGAGCCAUUUAUGGCGACAUCAUAAUAAUUGUCGAGCAAAAGAGGGAUUUGACCUGAGUGAGCUGCAUGAUACAGACUUCCCUUAUGUAGGUGUGAAUGACAUUGAUCCACUGAACCAGAUUCUUCCAGAGCCACUUGAUGACAUGAACUUGGUAAAUCAUAGUGAGAACGACAGAUUGAGAUCGAAGGUAUGGAUGGACUUUACACCUGUCUAUGUUGAGGGGAGAAUCCAGGGUGCUGACUGUGUCCAUUGCCACACACGACUUAGUGCAGAAAAAAGUACAGGCGAUUUAAACCAGCACACUCAGACUUGUUCAGCACGGGCUGGAACUAGUGUAAAUCAUCAGAAAGGUGGGCUUUUCUCGUCCAGUGUACCAAUUUUUAAAUCUAGGGUGAAGGAUGAACUUUUACCUGCCUUGACAAAUGGUAAAGUUCAGAUUGCAGAAUAUGCUAGCAGGUUCCACUUGGGUUAUAAUUCUGGUGACAGAACUUGUCAAAAUCAGCACAUUCUGGCUUUACCAGCAGACAACAUGAUCCCAAUGGAACAAGAUAAGUCGUCUGCUCGUACUCCAGAUAUCAAGAUCAGGAAAUUUGAUCAAGAAGCAUCUUAUCUAGAGCUAACUAGGAUGAUAAUAAUGCAUGGCUAUCCCCUGUCAGUUGUGGAGCAUGAAGAAAUGAAAAGAUUUGCGAAGGGCCUUAACCCUGUGUUUAACAUGGCUUCAAGCCUAGAUAUGGAAGAAUAUUCAACUCUGCUGUUUCAGAAAGAGAAGUCUGACCUUAAGGAGAAAAUUGCACUUUCGUCAAGGCGAGUUUCGUUAUCAGCAAGUGUGUGGGUCCCUCAUGGAGCUGAGCCCACAAUAAAGUACCUGUGUUUGACCGCGCAUUUUAUUGAUUCUGAAUGGAAGCUUCAAAGGAGAAUAAUCAAGUUUGGUGUGCUUUGGUCCUCACCUUCUAAUUUGGAAAGGAUGAUACACUGUAAGGAAGCUUGUGUGCUAGAAUCUGAGGUUGGGGCGUAUAAUGUCAUAUUGGAAGCUAUAAGAGAGUGGAAUAUUGACAGGAAGCUUUUCUGCUUGACAUCUGUAAGCGAAAUAAGAAACAGUGGAAGUAUCUCAAAGCUGAAGGACAUGCUUAUACAGAGGAACUGUCUUCCUAUUAGAGGUGAGCUAUACAAUAUUGCUUGUGUGGAUGAUAUGCUUGACAGCGUUCUUUCGAAAGGGCAAUCAUUGCUUUACCGUGUCGGUGAUCUGCUAGAGAGAUUUAUUCAAGCAUGUGCAUCUUCAUCGCUGACUCAGCAGCAACUUUUGGAAGUUGCUAACGAUGUUGGUAUGAAGUGCCCCCAUGAAGAUGCAAAGUGGUGGCAUAAAAUUUACUUUAGACUUGAGGUGCUUUUGCAUUUCAAGAAGUUACUUCCCUCUGAAGAAUUUGUAUCUGUGGAAGAAAUGAAAAUUGUUGAGCCUAUCUAUAAGAUUUUGAGGGUUUUCUAUCGAGUCGUUGAAGUAAUGUCUGGGCCUGUUUGCCUGACAGCAAAUCUGUACUUCCAUGAAGUAUGGAAAGUUAGGACGAUUUUGCAAGAAGAAGCAUGUAAUGAACACUCCGACGUUGCUAGCAUGAUUAGAGAGAUGCAGGAAGCAUUCAAUGAAUAUUGGGCAAAGUCGUACUUGUGGUUGUCAGUGCCUGUUGUUCUUGAUCCGAGAUUCAAAAUUACUUUUAUCGAGUUCCGUCUUAAACGAGCUUUUGGCACUGAUGCAACAAAGUAUGUAAAUGAUGUAGCUGAAAUAGUGAGGGAAUUGUUUCAUGAAUAUUGCACCCCUGUGGAUCAGCCGAAUGUUAAGACUUCAAAUUGCGAAGUUCACAAUGUUGAAAUAGAUGGAUUUGACAGUGAUUUAUUGGAAGAUUGGGAUCAGCAUCUUACUGCACAGACAAGGAGUCAACUAUUGUCGGAGCUUGACAGCUAUCUUGAAGAUGGUCUUCUUCCACGGAAGGAUGAUUUUGAUAUUCUAAACUGGUGGAUGAGUCAUUCUUCAAAGUAUCCAACCCUCUCAAAAAUGGUGCAGGAUGUCUUGGCAAUGCCAUCAUCCGCUGUUCACUGCCAGGCAGCAUUCAGCAGUGAGAGCCCAGUAAUUCAUAAGCAAUGGAGCACAUUAAACAUCAAGACAAUUGAAGCACUUGUGUGUACCCGAGAUUGGAUUAGCUAG
Messenger RNA from Triticum turgidum subsp. durum (durum wheat), 2406 nucleotides. The record is from the annotation of a GenBank genome assembly. NCBI's taxonomy places the organism in Eukaryota, Viridiplantae, Streptophyta, Magnoliopsida, Poales, Poaceae.